AUGCUUCGUUGGUAUCAAGCUCGCCUGGCGGCCCGGCCAUUGCUCACUCAAUGCAUCACUACCGGUGUCCUCUUCGGCACUGGCGACAUAAUCGCCCAACAACUCGUUGAGCGCAAAGGCCUCGACAACCACGACAUGAUGCGCACCGCGCGCAUGGGUGGCUACGGUGGCAUCAUCUUCGGCCCCAUGGUCGUGCACUGGUACCGCUUCCUCGAGCGCUCAAUCAAGUUCCCCGGCAAGCCGAACGCAGAGAUUGUGGCGCGCGUCGCGUGCGACCAGCUGAUCUUUACACCGCUGAACAUGCUGUUCUUCUUCUCGACGCUGUCGGUCCUGGAGGGCGGCAGCCCGGCGGAGAAGUUGGAUGCGAACUAUUGGACGGGGCUGAAGACGAACUGGAUGGUGUGGCCGGCGGUGCAGUUGGUCAACUUCAAGUUGGUGCCGUUGAAUCAUCGGUUGUUGGUGGUCAACGUUAUCUCGUUGGGGUGGAACUCGUACUUGAGUUUCUUGAACCAGCAGGGUGUGGAUCCCUCAGUGGCCGAGAAGGCGGAGAAGAAGGUGGAGGAGAUCUUGGACUAG
Messenger RNA from Morchella importuna, 576 nucleotides. RefSeq lists its product as uncharacterized. The coding region runs from base 1 to 576 and encodes 191 amino acids. Lineage: Eukaryota; Fungi; Ascomycota; Pezizomycetes; Pezizales; Morchellaceae. The transcript is spliced from 5 exons. The record is from RefSeq and is a predicted model, not a curated record. Gene Ontology annotation, cellular component: membrane; mitochondrion; cytoplasm.